Messenger RNA from Xylaria bambusicola, 395 nucleotides. RefSeq lists its product as uncharacterized. The transcript has a single exon. NCBI's taxonomy places the organism in Eukaryota, Fungi, Ascomycota, Sordariomycetes, Xylariales, Xylariaceae. The record is from RefSeq and is a predicted model, not a curated record. The coding region runs from base 92 to 346 and encodes 84 amino acids.
CACAAUCUCUUUAAGAUGCAGAAAAGUAAGCAUAAUCCGAGUCGUCACUAUUUAUAUAAAUAUAUGUACCGUCUAAUAUUCUACCAACAAAAUGCUACCUCAACCCCGUCGGGCGUAUCUGACAGCACUAAACAAGACAAGCGCUGUUUUACUUUUCUUAGGAUUAGUUUCUCCUUGCGACGGAAACAUUUGGAGCCAAUUAAAACCAACCAUCAACUACAUCCCCAUUAUCAUCAAUCCGGGACUGGAUAGAGCUAUUUGCAUCUGGAAUCGUAGUUACUUCAUCAUACAAAUACUAGAUAUAUUGGUCGUAGGUGAUGACUGUGACGAUCCACCCCAGUUGUAGUAUACGUCCUGAGCGCUCGGGAUCUCUGCCCAGCUGGACAUACGGAGUG